This is a messenger RNA of Uranotaenia lowii, 1548 nucleotides long. Its product is annotated as sialin-like. The record is from RefSeq and is a predicted model, not a curated record. Gene Ontology annotation, molecular function: transmembrane transporter activity. Gene Ontology annotation, biological process: transmembrane transport; monoatomic anion transport. NCBI's taxonomy places the organism in Eukaryota, Metazoa, Arthropoda, Insecta, Diptera, Culicidae. The transcript is spliced from 4 exons. Gene Ontology annotation, cellular component: plasma membrane. The coding region runs from base 1 to 1548 and encodes 515 amino acids.
AUGGCUCCACACGAUUAUCCCAAGGGGAGCAUCCCCAAGCGGCUCAUCGUUGCCAUCAUGAUCUUUAUUGCAUGUGCCACGUCAUUCAUGCUACGAGUACAAAUGUCAAUCAACAUAAUUGCAAUGGUGCAAGCAUCCACCAAAUCAGACAUAACGACUCCGAUGCCUGCAAAUCAAGCCAUCACUCAGGAAACAGUUAGCACCGCAAGCGAAAGUUUUACUAACGAAACAUUGCCGGUGACAACACUUGGGCCGCCUCUGACAGUAUUUGGAAAUGAUCCUGAGGCGUCGAAGAAGAAACUUCGUUACUACGGUCCCCGAUACAAUUGGGAUCAGCGGAUGCAGGGUCAGAUCUUGGGGGCAUAUUACUAUGGGUACCUUUUCACAUCGCUUCCGGCCGGAAUGAUGGCCGACAGAUUUGGAGCGAAAGUGCUUUUGACAAUUUCGUUCGUAUUGAGUUCAAUAACCAUAGCACUUACGCCCGUAUUCGCUAGUUUGGGUGCUUGGUACGUAAUUGGAUCUAGAGUAUUCGUCGGAGUUUUGGCGGGGUUUGUCUAUCCAGCGUUACACAAACUCAUCUCCCGAUGGAUACCUCCGAAUGAACGUGGUAAGGUGAUAGCUUGUCUUUCCGGGGGCGGGACAUUUGGAACCGUCGUAACGUGGCCGAUCUCUGGCCUGAUAAUCGAUCGUUUAGGCUGGGACUACGCGUUCUACUUGCCUGCUCUGUUUGUACUCGCCAUCGCUGUUAUUUGGAUAUCGCUCAUCGAAAAUUCACCCGCAAAGCACAAGACCAUCAGUGACGAGGAACGGCUGUACAUCGAGGAUUCUCUUGGAGCAACCAUUUCAAAGGCCAAAUCCUGGCCUCCAUUCCGACAGGUUUUCACCUCGCUACCUUAUCUGUCGCUACUGCUUCUGCACUACGGCAACUUCUGGGGUAUGAACCUCUUCAGUACCCAGACGCCCAAAUUCAUAAACGAGGUGCUCGGCUUCAAGCUGUCCAAUGCCGGUAUUCUCUCUUCUCUACCGUAUUUGGCACGCAUGUUCUCCGGCUUCUUCUUCGGCAUCAUAGGUGAUCGGAUACGGCAGAAAGAGCUGAUGAGCACCACCGCCAUCAGGAAAACCUUCUGUUUCGUUUCUCACAUUUUGCCGGGAACAUUCCUGAUAGUCCUACCAUUUGUGGCCAAGGAUCCGCUCGUUUGCGUAGGCUGCAUGAUUGCCUGCCUAGGUUUCAAUGGAGCGGCAACCAUCACAAAUCUGGUCAACGCACAGGAUCUGGCGCCCAACUUUGCCGCCACCUUGUACGGAUUCAUGAACUUCAUCGGAACGACCGCCGGAUUUCUGGCACCGAUGAUGGUGGCUUUCUAUACCGAAGAAUCGAACACAAUUGAACAGUGGAAAAAUGUGUUUCUUAUCAGCGCAGGAAUUUACAUCUUGUGUGGGUGUGUUUUUGUGGUGUUUGGUUCUGGAAAGGUGCAAAAGUGGAACGACGUACAGGCCCCGACAACGAGCUCAAAUGGCGUUGAGAACAAUAACGAAAAGAAGCUUUAG